Molecule: messenger RNA, 3103 nt
Organism: Eriocheir sinensis (Chinese mitten crab)
Lineage: Eukaryota; Metazoa; Arthropoda; Malacostraca; Decapoda; Varunidae
Product: intraflagellar transport protein 27 homolog
Exons: 6
Coding region: 839-1324 (161 amino acids)
Cellular component (GO): Golgi apparatus; endosome
Molecular function (GO): GTPase activity; GTP binding
Source: RefSeq, a predicted model, not a curated record
UGGGGAAGGGAGAGAUGGAGGAAGGAGGGACGGAGGGAAGAUAAGGGAGAGGAGGGCAGGGAGGGGAGUGCCAGGGAGAGGAGUGCCAGGGAGAGUACCAAGAGGGCCAGGGAGAGGGUCGCGUGUGUGUGUGUGUGUGUGUGUGUGUCUGGCUUCCACCCACCACGACGCCUCGCCUCUAGCAACCUUAACAAUGCCCGUCUGUCUCUCCCUCUUAGCAGGCCCAACGUCUCUCUCUCUCUCUCUCUCUCUCUCGUUUCUUUUUCUGUUUAUUUUCGUCCUUUUCAUCUUUCUUCGAUUGCUCUUUCAGUUCUAAUUUAUGUUUUAUUCUUUUAUCUUUUUGUCUGCUCGUUUGUUGAAGCGCUAUUUCGACUACAAUUUAUCUUCUAUUGCUAUUGUUUGUUUGUAUGUUUGUCUUCAUAUGCACCCACCUCCCCCUCAUGCAUGCUUUUAUAUAUACCUACAUCCUGCAUGCAUUAUCAUAUUUCUCUCUUCACGUUCCCUAUCUGUCUUGUUCUCUAUAUCUAUCUAUUCAUCUGUCUAUCUACCUAUCUAUCCAUCCAUCAAUCAGUCUGUCUAUCUUUCUAUCUAUCUAUAUCUGUCUAUCUCUGGGUGGCACAUAUAUUAAGUCAUAACGCCUCCAAAACCUCGAAAUAUUGCGUCGUUGAGGAAGUAGCGUUGACCUUGAGGCUGGCGCAGGAAACCCAAGUCUGUAUAAUGCAAAAACUCAAAACUGGGGAGCCGCCGAGACAAUUCUGUGUGUGACCCAACCCGUGACGAACACAUCCACUGGCAAGGGGACAGCGCGGUGGGCAAGACAGCACUGGUGCAGUCUUUCAUGUCAGACAACAAUCAGUUUUCUAAAAAUUAUAAUAUGACUAUGGGGCUGGACAUUGUCACCAAGCUGAUUCGUGUGCCCGACACCCAGGCCAGUGUGGAGCUGUACCUCUUUGAUUGCUCUGGAAAAGAGUUCUACAGAAGCCUUGUCAGAAAAAUGAGUAGCCAGCCAUCUCUCCUGCUGCUGGUUUAUGACGUCACGUCUGAGAGCUCCUUCAACUUGCUGAAUGACUUUUAUGAGUUGGCAAAGGCUGAGUCCCAGGGAGAGACUGUGAAAGGUGUGCUCUUUGCCAACAAGACGGACCUCCCGGCUCGGAGGGUCGUCAGUCCCAAAAUGGGUCGAGACGUGGCCCAGAGACUUGGCCUUCUCUACUUCGAGGGAUCAGCUAAGGAGCAGGAGGGAAUUGAAGAGCCAUUUUUCUUUCUGGUCAAUGAGUGGUUCAAGACCUACACAGACAAGACACAGGCCCUCAAGGUGGUGACAUGAAGACCCACCAGGAAGUGAGGGGACAACCAGUGCACAACAGCAACCCAAGGCAGCCACCCAGAGUGCCUUAAGCCUUCCGUCCAGUCACCCACAACCUUGGCUGCAUCUCAAGCCAGUUUCACCCUCCACUACACCAUCACUAAAAAUAUAAUAAAUGGAUGUCUAGCCUGUUUUCUGUAAACGUUUAAGUUUGGAAUGCAUGGCCUUGAUAUGAAAAGGUUCACCAACAAAAGGUGAGCCAUGACAGUGAAAGGGUAACUAUAUUUUCUGUUGUAAAUGGAAGUUUCCAAAAUGCUGACCACUGUAAAGUCCUUUUUAAAAGUUCCUCAAACUAUUUGAAACUACCCAAAGAACACUGACAUAUCCAGUACUUGCAGAUUGUACAAGGUAAUUACUGACUUUAACUUUCUUUGGUAGAAGCAGCAGAUCUUCAUUAUGUUACUGGGCUCUUCUGUGUUGAGUGUACAAACAGCAGUGCACAUGUCACAGGCUUUGAGGCUGUGGUCUAUUAUAUAACCUUUUUCACUCUGGUAAUCAUCAUGAAUAAUAACACAGAAUAAAAUGUAAAUAUCUCUAAACAAUUCAAAGUAUCUCGUAAUGUUCCCACCAGUAAUUAUUAUUCUACUGGCCUUUCACUGUUUCCCAUUACUUUUUUUUUAUCAAAAGAUCAUAAUAUGCCACUCUAUAACAUUUCCUAUGUAACAACUUGUCUAGGAGUAUAUGCAUAGGAGUGUAAAUGAAUAGGAGAAGUGUAAAUGAAUAGAAGAACCACAAUGAAAGCUACUACUUUUGAGCAUAAGUAACCAUGCAAGUGAAUGGUCAAAAGCUUGCUGGUUUCCAGCAUGUCCUUCAAGUAAUCACUAAGCUUACUUUGGUAUGGGUAUAAAUGACAUGAAAUGGAGUUGUAACAUGAUAAUGUGGUAGGUAGUUGCAAGGCAGUGAGGUUUUCACCCAUUGUAUAUUCCUGAAUGUUAUCUGGAUAUAACCAUGUCACAUUAAAUAUUAAUUUAUUCACAGUAUGAUGAAGUAAAUGUUUUACAAAGCAGUAAGGUCUUACAUUGUAUAUUCCUUUUUUCUCUCUUUUCAGCCACGUUGUACAUAUCCUGAGAAAGCAACUUUUUCCCUAACCUGUUAUAAUGCUCCACCAAAUGAAGUUAAAAAAUUCUUCAGAACUUAGAUUGCAGAAACAUUUCAGUAGUGUGGAUGUAUUGGUUUUGAACCACACCAAGAUGGUAGUUUAAAUAGGAGUUACUUGGAUUUAUAAUGUAUUCAAUGUUCUGCAAUGUGUUUGACAUGGAGAUCAGCAUUGUUCUUGUUAGAGUCUGUUGGUUGAUGUUCUGAGUGACAUGUCCUGUAAUCAUGUCAGUAAUGAAAGGAAAAGAUGAUCAGGAGCAAUUAGAAACCUCUAUAUCUUCAUAGUUUACUUGGUACCAAAGUUUCUCUUUCUAUUCAUGUCUUGUAAAUGUAUAAAAAUUGGUCCCAUAUGGACUUGACAAAGUGACAUCAAUGAGGCUGAUUAUAAUAUCAGUACAAGAAAUUCCCCCUUAUUGUGAAAGUUGUCCCUUAUGACAGCCUCAUCAUUAUUUUUUUUAAACAAGAGGGCCAACCAAUUUCAAAAUCCUGUAUAAUGUGGACAAUGUCUACCAAUAAGUAUAGUGAAUGUUGUCAUUUUUGAGUCUGGAACCAGAAAAAAUGCCGCUGUUGGUUCUGCAUGUAUUUGAUGGUGCAUGCUGUUUUUACUGAAGCAUCCCUUCAAAAAUGCUACUUGUUCCCUCUAUA